This is a messenger RNA of Penicillium manginii, 249 nucleotides long. Its product is annotated as NEDD8 family protein RUB1. The transcript is spliced from 4 exons. The record is from RefSeq and is a predicted model, not a curated record. Bases 1 to 249 code for a protein of 82 amino acids. Gene Ontology annotation, molecular function: protein binding. Lineage: Eukaryota; Fungi; Ascomycota; Eurotiomycetes; Eurotiales; Aspergillaceae.
AUGCUGAUCAAAGUCCGCACCCUCACUGGCAAGGAAAUCGAGCUGGACAUCGAGCCCGACUACAAGGUUGCCCGGAUAAAGGAGCGCGUCGAAGAAAAGGAGGGCAUCCCCCCCAGUCCAACAACGACUCAUCUUCGGCGGAAAGCAAAUGGCCGACGACAAGACAGCAUCCGAAUACAGCCUAACCGGCGGCGCAACUUUGCACCUUGUUCUCGCCCUGCGCGGUGGCCUGUGAACCUAGAGCCGUGA